Eurytemora carolleeae is the source of this 2834-nucleotide messenger RNA. RefSeq lists its product as uncharacterized. The transcript is spliced from 13 exons. Bases 466 to 1758 code for a protein of 430 amino acids. Lineage: Eukaryota; Metazoa; Arthropoda; Copepoda; Calanoida; Temoridae. The record is from RefSeq and is a predicted model, not a curated record. Gene Ontology annotation, molecular function: oxidoreductase activity, acting on metal ions.
UUGUUAACAUUGAUUGAAUUCUUGAAACCGCUCGUGCCAUAUACGUUAUUAUAAAUCGUUCCAAUCCCUUGAUGGACGUCUUUUGUUGAUGUUGCGUGCAUUCAUUUUUCUAUAGACUUAUUUACAGUUAUUCCCGGAAAAUCCUCAUCGUUAAGUGAAAUAACACUCGUUCUCCAUUAUGCAUUAAAAAAAGCUUCUGAAUUACAAGGACAUCCAAAGUUUAUCUGCCCGCAGGAUGGAAAUAUAUAUUAUAACGUUCUAUUAUUUUUUUAUCUGUUUAUUUAUUUCUUUGGGUGUUAAAUCAUAACUUAAAAACACCUGGGCCGAUUUUCCUAAAAUUUUGUUUGGAGGAAUUAUGUGUAGAAUCAUGGGAAUUUUCUUUGCUUGGUUUAAGAAAUUUAAGCUGAUUCAGUUUAAACACUUAAAGAACCUUUUUAUGAUAAAUAAAACAAAGUUCAGCACAAAAUGUUCUUCAACACCUUCAUUUUCAUUAUGCUGUUCAGUAAAUCAAUAGCUUUAUCCCCUGGUCAAGUUUUGAGGUAUAAAACAUCUUCCUGCAACAGCUUGGAACCAGUUUAUGUUCUUGAAAACUGGAAUUCACCUGGCGGAGAGUUCGGCCAAACAACCAUAGAUAAUCUGGGAGAGGCGGAUGAUCAGCUGGUGCGUCCAAGACGAUCCAGGGAUAGGUCUCCAGCAUUCAGCUUGUUUACUAACUUUACCCAGUAUAGAAGAGGAAGAGAUUUUAUAAUUGAAAUCGUUACAUCAUCUUACUUCGACUCGUUCAUUUUGCAAGCACGUGGCACCACGAGGAACAACGGAAACAAUGCGACCCUGGUGGGCAGUUUUGAAAGAAUACCAUCUGUUGCCAAAUAUGUGAACUGUUUCUCCAAGGAGAGGUCAAGUGUGGUGGAUAAAGGAAGGCCAAUAAGAUUGUCAAACAUGACUUUUACAUGGAGGGCACCAUCUACAGAUAUAGGUCCUAUCAAGUUUGUGGCAUCUAUUGUUGUAGGUGACGAGUAUAAUAUAAUUGAAACUGAAGAUAUAACGUUUAAUAACUUCCCUGUAUCCUUCAGAGGGUGUGGAAGUGAUGUAACCUGCUACAGGCAGUGUAGCCCCUCCUCCCCGUACACCUGCCCCUCGGAGGAGGUCAACUACAUGGUCGUCAUCAGCCUCAACAAGACCAGAGACGAGGUUAUCAUCAGCCUCGGGGGAACAGCGGAGAAUGAUACGAAAUAUAUUGCCCUUGGAUUCGGAAAUGAUAAAGCAGAGCUGACGAAUAUGGAUGUUAGUGUCUGCUACAGAGAAGGAAAUGAUGUAAUGUUGGGUCAUUAUCUCACAGAAAACAAAUACUCUGAUCUAUAUCCACAUAGGUCUCCGAUAUCUUUGGAAACCAGUGAUCUAGAUCAAACAACUAACUUUAUCUGGUGUCAAUUCAGCAGAUCAAUUAGACCAGAGACAAUAUGGGAUUUAGACCUUUCCCAGCCUUUGUAUCAUUUCUACUUUCGAGGAGAUAAAAACAAUUCAAGAUUACUGGUUAGACCCGGAACUACUGGAACUCAAAACAACAGGGUUCGGAGGAAUACAAACUCAAGAUUGAGUUUACCCGACCCAGUUCGAAUAUUUAGCAGUGGUACAAAGGCGAACUUCUCAACAGUCUUCAGUGAUAUUGCCUUCAGGAAUUCCUCUGUAUCUCCUGUGUCAACUAUGUUCUGGUUCAUAGCCACCAUCUUUAUUCUAGUUAAUAAAUACACAAUAUAAAUUAGUAUAAGCUGUAGUCAGAACUUUUGUGUUGUUAAUCUCGGGAUUUAGCAUUAAUCUUCAUCUUAGCAACGGAUUAACUUAAUUCCUCUUCGGUAUCCCGUGAUAGACAUACUCUGCAGGGAUAGACAUACUCUGCAGGGAUAGACAUACUCUGCAGGGAUAGACAUACUCUGCAGGGAUAGACAUACUCUGCAGGGAUAGACAUUCUCUGCAGGGAUAGACAUACCCUGCAGGGAUAGACAUACUCUGCAGGGAUAGACAUACUCUGCAGGGAUAGACAUACCCUGCAGGGAUAGACAUACUCUGCAGGGAUAGACAUUCUCUGCAGGGAUAGACAUACCCUGCAGGGAUAGACAUACUCUGCAGGGAUAGACAUACUCUGCAGGGAUAGACAUACCCUGCAGGGAUAGACAUUCUCUGCAGGGAUAGACAUACCCUGCAGGGAUAGACAUUCUCUGCAGGGAUAGACAUACUCUGCAAGGAUACACAUACUCUGCAGGGAUAGACAUACUCUGCAGGGAUAGACAUACUCUGCAGGGAUAGACAUUCUCUGCAGGGAUAGACAUACUCUGCAGGGAUAGACAUACCCUGAGGGAUCAAGCAAUUAUCCUCGAUUUUAAAAUUGCCCACAUUGGAUAUCGAGAUCAAGCGUUUAAGAUUAACAUUAUUAACACAAAAGUUCCGAUCUCUGCCUAUGUAAAAGGUUAGUUUGUAACAAUUAUAAUGCAAAAGUGCAUUUACUGUAUCCCUUAAAAUAUGAAUGUGUUCUCGAUGUGAAAGGAUUUUUGUCCAUACGAAUUAUGUAUUAAUAUGAAGUUUUUUUUUAAUUUCAUUUUUAUAUAUCAUUCUGUUUUAUACUGUGUCAAAAUAGAUUACUUUCAACAUACAUAAACCAUAUUUCAUUUCUAAAUUUCUAUUUCAUUUAUCUUUGCAACCUGAUGUCAUUGACAAUCGAACGGAAUUUCAAAAUGAUGACUUCUGUCUUCUACAAGAUCAAGAUUUGAAAUAUCAACGGUCUACACCAUCAGGUUGAAAAGAACUUGAAGUUUAAAAUAUCAAGGGUCUACACCAUC